Molecule: messenger RNA, 7138 nt
Organism: Plectropomus leopardus (leopard coralgrouper)
Lineage: Eukaryota; Metazoa; Chordata; Actinopteri; Perciformes; Serranidae
Gene: setd5
Product: SET domain containing 5
Biological process (GO): regulation of DNA-templated transcription
Cellular component (GO): Rpd3L-Expanded complex; Set3 complex
Source: RefSeq, a predicted model, not a curated record
AGUUUCGCUGGGACCCGCGGUCGAUGCCGGUGAGGAGGGGGAUGGGCGCCUCUGCGAAUGUAAGGACCCGAGACAGAAUCAGAGUCCUGUAUCACAUACAGCAGCAUAUACCCCAUUAUAAAUAGCGACUGUAUAUAUACAAUACACUAAAAUACAUGGAUUUAUCCACCGGGGAUCUAUAAUAGACACUCAAUGGAUGCAGUGCACCUGAACAGGACAGGGAAUUUAACUUUCCGCCCAUGCGUGGGAGACACUGAGAAGUUUGUUUCCUACCCCGGGAGAGGGAGCUACUUUUGAGGGCAAAGGAUACAGGAGACUCCGAGGCCGACUUACAGGCCUUCUGGUCUGGUUGGAUUCGAUGUUGGGAUACUCAAAGGACCUGCCAUUGUACAUGCAUCUGCCUUGUUUGUUCAAGUUUGGAAUGCCUCUUUAGGUCCCCCAUGACCGUGAGCCGUGGGCUACGGCUCAGCGGCGCCCCACCUCUAGAGUGGUCCGUUGCUGUAGUUGGGACCCUGUGAUUCCUCUUCUCACCUCUCCUCCUCCUCCCCCCAUCCUGUCCCUCCCCUCCCCUCCCUCCCCCUCACCUCCCCCUCUUCCCCCCCUCCCACGCGUCGCUGUGCUGGACGUCAUGAGCAUAGUAAUCGCGCUGGGAGUCACUACACCUGAAACGUCUUACUCAGAUAUGGCUGCUGGAUCAGACCCUGAGUCAGUUGAAGCAAGCCCUGCCGUGAAUGAAAAAAACUACAAUAACCACAGCUGUGGGAGCGCACAGAGUCAUGGGUAUCGGGGACUACCAUAUGCUAUGCAACAGUCUUCCGUUGUGUGUUGUCAGGAUCACAACUAUGGCGCACCCCCUCCCCCCACCCCCCCCGCCUCCCCGCUCUCCCAAACCAUCAUUCCCCGCAUGGAUCUCAACGGCAUGGUACGCGGCUCCCGCUAUCACGAAACUACUGAGGACAACUCAGCCGACAGCGACAGCUCCUCAGAGGAGGACGGGGCUGUGGCCAGCUGGUGUCACUGCAGCCUGACGCCGGACGGCCUGCUCAUCAAAUGUGACAACUGCAGGAGACUUGACAGGAGGAAAGGAGCAAAAGGCCAACACAGAAAAACAGAAAAUGUCUCAGCUGGAGAGAGCAGUGCCACCGAGAGCGGUGACGAAGAGGUGUCACCCUCCACCAUUUCUUACACCGCCACCCAGCAUACGCCCACCAGCAUCAAACUCACUGUCAAUCGGGUCAAAAGGAGCAAAUCCAAAAAGAGAAAGAAGAGCACAGAGAAGGCCCGCGGGACGCCGAAGGGCAAGAAAGUCAAAGCUUUCAGAGAAGGUUCUAGAAAGUCUAUGAGGAUGAAGAACUCAACAACGGAGGCGAGCGUGUUGGACGAGAACACAGCAGAGGGAUGGGAGAGCAGGAUCCGCCAGUGGACGGACCAGUAUGAGGAGGCUCUGGCCAAUCAGUACAGCGCUGACGUCCAGACUCUCCUCCAACUCCACCGCGCCGCCAGCACCACCGUCUCAAAGGCCGAGAGCGGCACUGCAACGCCUCCUUCCACCACACAGAUCCACACCUCAGUCGAUGCCAUGGACACCAUCAACCGCACUGAGCUGGCCUGUAACAACACAGUGCUGGGCUCACAGAUGCAGCUCCAGUUGGGGCGGGUCACACGGGUGCAGAAACACAGGAAGAUCCUUCGAGCAGCCAAGAACCUGGAAGCUGACACGCUCAUCAUUGAAUACCGGGGAAAGGUCAUGCUCAAACAACAGUUUGAAGUCAACGGGCACUUCUUCAAAAAACCCUACCCAUUUGUGCUGUUCUACUCAAAGUUUAAUGAUGUAGAGAUGUGUGUUGAUGCAAGGACCUUUGGAAAUGACGCCCGCUUCAUCAGGAGGUCCUGUACGCCCAACGCUGAGGUCCGGCAUAUGAUCGCUGAUGGCAUGAUCCACUUGUGUAUCUACGCCGUCAGUCAAAUCACAAAGGACGCUGAGGUCACCAUUGGAUUUGACUACGAGUUCAAUAGCUGUAAUUACAAGGUGGACUGUGCGUGCCAUAAGGGCAACCAGAACUGCCCCGUGCAGAAGCACAACCUGAGCCCAAGGGAGAAUUUGCUCAGUACCCCCUCCCUGCCGCCUCCCUCCCCCCUGGUCGGUGCAGAGACCCGACGGAGAAAAGCCCGAAGGAGAGAGCUGGAGAGCGGCCUCACCGGUGACAGCAACCAGACCCUUGACCAGCACCCAGAGGCCAAAGAACUGCAGGGGACCAGUGACACAGAGGAGAGACUGCUGGAUGAGCUGAAGGUGGAAGAGGGAGAGGAAGGAGAGGUGGAUGAAAAUGGGGUUGUCAUUUCCAGUAAAAGAACAUAUAACAACCUGGAGAGGAGGCGCAGGAGAGUGGGAGGAGCCGAGGUGAAGGAGGAGGGUGUGGAAAGUGAGGACGGGGCAGGAAACCCCGCUGGGAACACUCCCACACCCCACAACACUGGAGUGGGGGUCAGCACACGCCGUACCACCUACGUCAUGGAAACGCCUUCAGUUGAAGAAAAGACCUCAUUAUCCAACCUGCCCGCCCCGAUAGCUCCCCCUAAACCUCCACGACCCACCAAGCCUCGGCCCAAAAGUCGGAUCUCUCGCUACCGGUCAAGUUCAUCCCAGCGUGCCCGGCGGCAGCGCCAAGCCCUCGCCCAGCAAGCUGCCGCAGCCGCUGCGGCGGCAGCGAUGGCAGCCACACUGUCAUCAGCUGAUCAGGGCGUUUCCCUGGACGAGGAGGGGUCUCAGGGCCCAUAUGGUGCUGAACAUGGGCACGGAGAGAGUGGCCUCGGGGGUCAUCUCCUUGAUGGAGAAGGCCAGGGUCUAAAUUGCAUCAAUAGAGGCAACCUGCGCUACCCCAAGACCAAAAAGUACUUGGUGACAGAGUGGUUGAAUGAUAAAAUCCCUGGAGGGGAAAAGGUCCAUCAGGAGGUGCCCAUUGAGCGCCCGCUGCGGAUAACCACUGACCCCACGGUGCUGGCCACCACCCUCAACAUGCUGCCAGGCCUCUCCCACUCAUCGCUUAUCUGCACCACACCCAGACACUACGUCCGCUUCGGCUCCCCCUUCAACCCCGAGAGACGCCGGCCCCGCCCGCUCCAAAUGGACGGCACUUAUGGCUGCUUCAAGAAGAGAUGGAUAAAGCAGGUGGAGGACGAAAGCUGUUCGGCCAGUGUGGAGGACGGCACAGAGUCCACCUCCUCCCAGCAAAGCACCAGUAGCAGAUCUACCCCCAACCCCCUGUCCACUGAAAUCAACGCACCGUUUAAGAAGCGUCGCUCCAAGUACAUGCCAGAGACGACACCAGCACCCUCGGACCACCUGCUUCGUCCGCUGUCACCCAUCACGCCGCCACUCCCAGAAGACUCCCUCCACCCGCCGCUCCACACCCCCUGCGGCUCCCUGCUGCCCAACGGCCUGGCCUACUCACCCAUGCCCUCACUGCCCGCCAGCCGCUGCAACACGCCGCUGCAGUUCGAAAACAUAUCAUCCCCUGAGGCGUCUCCUGUUCACCGGCCAGAGUCCAUCUCUCCCGAGCCGUGUCUUCAGACAGACUUUGACAUCCCUCGGCCUCAGUUCCCAGACCUGUCACUGCCCUCCAGCUUGGAGAGCCCUGUGGCUGUGACCUCAGAUGACUUUUCCCUUCCCGGUGGUCCUUCAGGCCACGAUUCCCAGGGCCCAUCAUCUGUAGGGACCAGUUCCCUUAACCCAGUGUCCUGUCCCUCGUCAGAGCUAACCUCCCAGAACAGGGAGCAGGCCUUCAGGACAGAGUUCAACCUCAUAUACACCUGCUCGCCCCUCAACGCUAACUUGGGGAACCCCGUGGCCACCGAGCGCCACCUCUCCCAGUCAGAAGGUGGCUUUUCCCCAGCAGAGUCCUUCCACAGUUCCAUCAGCGGCCAGGGGCUGCUGGGAGAUGUGGGUGCCGGCUCCAUGUCACCCUACGGCGAGCCUCAUUAUGGAGGAGGCUACCCGGACAGUGGCACACCUCCUCACACCAGCAACCCACCACAAAAGAAGAAGGUGUCUUUGCUGGAGUACCGAAAGAGGAAGCAGGGCAGCGGUCGCGACUCGGAGCCUGCUGUCAGCGGCUCAUCUCUGGGCAGCACCCCCACCCGGCCUGGCUCCCACUACAGUCAGGACUCCCACCAUCCCCACUGCCAUCAGCAAAUGCAGCCUCCGGCCUCCCCACACAGCUCCUUCUCCUCGGCACACUCUUCCUCCAUCCCACAGAUAGAGGAGGUCAGCCCUCCAGACCACCAGGGCUCGGCAGCGCAGUCCAGAAGCCAGGACAGCAACAACCAGUGGAUGGUCCCCACUACUGUUGAACGUCUAAGGGAAGGUCAGGGGGUUCUGGAGCGAGUGCUACGAAGCAUCAAGAUGGAGCGGAUUUACAAGAGGAGUGACGGCUCUACAGAGAAGGAAUCUGAUGCAGAUCGAUAUGAGAUGCAGGCAGCGUCCAUGGCUUCUCCCAUGAAGAGUCCACACAGAUACAGUCCCUCUGUGUACUCACACCAGUCAUCGGAGAGCCACCGGCAGACCGACAGCCCGUCGUUCCUCCAGCAAACCUCCAGCUCUCCAUUCCGGGGUUCCUACAGUCCCUCAUCAGGCCAGAACUUCUACCCACGCCUCCCCACCUCUCAUCCCGGAGUGUCCCAGGACCACCCUCUAUCCUCCUACCCCAGUCACACCCCCACCUCCUCCUCCUCGUCAGACUCCAGGCCGCCAGCGGGCUCUCUACACCAGCAGAGUGGCAGCAGUAACGUGGACGGCGGCCACAGCUAUGGCAGCAGCCACUUAAAAGCGAGCCUUUUGAACAGCAGUGGCCUGGCAGGGACUCCCAGCCCGGGACCCAGAGCCCACGGGCAGACUAAAAUAGACUCGGGCGCCCCGGCCUCCAGAGGGAGUCAGCAGCAGGCGUCUCGCAGCCUGAAGUCGGGCAGCCCGGGACAGGCGGCGCUGCAGGCCGGCUCCAGGCUGCUGUCGGCCGCAGCGCCGACACACUACCCACAGAGAGGGACCGGCCUCAGUCAGUUCCAGCACUCCCCCCUCCAGGGACCCGGAGUACGGACACAGUCAGGAAGCUUUUAGGACCUUGUUCAAGUGUGUGUGUACGUGUGAGUGUGUGUGUGAGUGUGUAUGAAGCUGCGUACCUCCUCGACCCCCUGCAGCUGCAGUGAAAUGGAGCACAGGGAGUUUGGGGAGGAGAAAUGUACAGACCUAAGAGGAGCAAGGACUUCUUUACGGAUUUCUCCUUUUCUUAUUUUCUGUCUUUUCUUUCUUUAUUUUCAGAAGAAAAAAAUUUACCACAUUCUGCACAAAGCUAAUCAUUGACUUUGGACAUCAUUACGGAAUCGGUGGAAAAAGCGAUUUGGAUGACACAAAAAAGAAAAAAUCACAUGUAACUUGAAAUUGUCCCCAGUGUUUCCUCAUGUGCCGGACCGUGCAAACAGGCUCUAUAAUGUCGGAAAGUCAAAACUUCCACACAAAUGUCUGUACAAAGUUCUAAAAAGCCGUACCUGUCGCCAUGGUACCUGGGUUGGAUACAUACUGAGAUGUAACUGAAAGAAAGCAAGAGUUGUUUUAUUUUUAUUUUAUUUUUUUGUUACUUUUUUUGAUUUGGUGAGUGGCCGAGUCUGUGCUGCAGUAAAUAAGUGUUUGAUUUGGAAAGGGGGGGUAAGCAGAGACCACAUGUUAAUCAUCCGUUCUACAGCUGCUUUAGAGAGGCGGGGGGGGGGGUCUCUCCCUGGAUAGGAUCAUUCCAUAUGAUUGCCAGCUUCUGUUCUCUCACCAAAAAUUAAAAAACAGCCCUUUCUCUCUCUCUGGAGGUUCUCCGUUGGUUCCAAUGUUCUGUUUUGUUUUGGUUCUCCUCUGUUUUCUCAUCCCCACUGGAGACUGUUUUGAUUUCGCAUUAGGACUACUCCACUGUAGACCUCACGUAUUGUACUUGACAUACAGAUCUUAUGAUUCAUGGUGCUGCAUUCUUGUUUUAUUUUUUGUUUUUUUUUUUUGUUCAAAUAAAUUUGAAAUCCAGUUACGUUCCCCACAUACGGCUGCAUUCAUCUCGUCAUUAUAUCCAUAUUUUUUUUGCCAAAUUCAUAUUAAUCAUAUGGUGAUGGGAUGCAGGAACAAAAUAAGAGGAGAGUAACUUUAUUUCUGAGCUCAAACUGUUUUUAUCCUGCAGGAUUUCUUUAAUAUAUAUGUGUACGUUUUUCCGACCAAUCCUUGCAUUCCGUGUGACAGCGGGGAAACCAGGGGAGGGGAUCUCUGAGGAGUGUUUGGAUUGUUUAUUGAACCGAGGUAAAAAGCUGCUAACGUUCUCUUGUGAGAGCUGCUUCCCUUUCCACAGAAUGCUGUAUUUUUGUUUUCCACUCUCAAUCCUCACAAACUGACUGAGCAGGUCGUCCUGACCGCCGCAGUGGGACCUCAAAGCGACGUUAAGCUGACAGCUGGGCGGCAGCAGGAGGGUCCUCUCCUCCCUCUCAGACUUUUAUUUUGGACUGGAUGUGGUUUAAAAAUAAACAAAAAAAAAAACCCAGCCGCGUUUGUGUGGAAGACUUCAAGGACCGAGGGCCCCGGUCACGAGACUGGACCCCACCCACCACUACACCCACUGCCCCCUCCGCCCCAGUCCACCUACACACAGAAGGGUACUCAUGUUACAUGAAUGUUUGACAGAUUGACCCAAAAUUAACCAGCACCUUAAAAUGAAAGAAAUAAAGCCUAAAAGACACAAUAGGACAAUAUGUAUGAUUAUGUGUACUUGUAUAGAAAGAAAUGUGAUAUAGACUUGUAUGGAGAAAAUAUAGUACACUGAAUUUAUCGCAUGAUCUUUGUUUUAGGGUCUGAGUGACCAACUGUGUCAGAUGGUUGGAAGCUAAUCAUUGGGUCUGUUCCUCCAGAAAACAGAUGCUGCAUUCUCUUUUUUUUUUUGUUUUUUGUAAAGAUCAUUCUGUUGCUUUUAUUUUAUUUUUACACAGAUCAUAGUAGUAACUAUUUCAAUUGUUCCCCUCCAAAAAGGUUUAAGAAGCAAGAGAUGUAAUGCAUUUUGAUAAUAAAAUAAUCAUGAUGGUAAUGUCUUUUGAAAACUACCAUUGUGAUUUGUCAUUUGAGGGA